Molecule: messenger RNA, 1473 nt
Organism: Pocillopora damicornis (cauliflower coral)
Lineage: Eukaryota; Metazoa; Cnidaria; Anthozoa; Scleractinia; Pocilloporidae
Product: heat shock factor 2-binding protein
Cellular component (GO): cytosol
Source: RefSeq, a predicted model, not a curated record
UUCAAAAUGGCGGACAAAGGAAUGAAAACUGACAGAAACCAGCAUUUUCUGAAGGUUUCACGUGCAGAUGUAGACCAACUUGUAACAGAGAUUAUGCAAUUCAAGGAAUUUUUGCCAAAGGUUUUAAAUUCUGAUCUUGUAGGGUUAUAUAAGAAACUGGAUCAUUGUGAGCAAGAACUUGAGGUCUUGGAGGCAGAGAACAGAAAGCUAAGGGUUGAGCUUGAUCAGAUGAAAAUGCACCAUGAUUCAGAGAUUGAGGCAAUGAAGAAACAAAAUAACAGCCUUCUUGAGGAUGGUGAGAGAUAUAAGGAGGAAAAAUAUGUGCUUAAGUGUCAGCUGUCAGAAGCAAGCCAACAAAUGAAUGAUCAAUCUGAUUAUUGUUCUUGUAUGGGUGCAGCCGUUUGUACUCUGCUAUGGAGAGUAUCUCGUCAGCAGGAGUCUGUUACUUCCCUGCUCGGAGGGAACAAAGCGGAAGAGUUUCUUCAAAUCACAUCACGAACUGUUGAGAGUUACUUUGACUCUUGCGCUGGAGGAGAGGAAGCGAAAGAAAACUCAGAAGAAUUUCAGUUUGUUUUGGCUCUCGUUGGAAUCAUUACAAACAUGGCAGCUGCUGCGCAAGGUCGAGAAUUCCUGGUAACGAAAGACAGUGGGCGUGUAUUGAUUGACACGUUUAUGAAAGUGCUGAGUGAAUCGUCUGCAGGAAAAAAUGUUAAGAUGAGAAAUUUGAUACUGAUGGCGUUGUAUAAUGUUAGUAUCAACAUCUCAGGGCUCCAGCACAUCACUAAAAAGCGAGGAAUUCUUGGCAACCUCAUGCAGACAAUUCAGGGGGAAAAUGAUUCUGAGCUAAGCCUUAAUGCUGCCAGACUGUUGCAGUCCAUCGUCAUGGAGCCGAACAGUUUAACAAGUGAAAUCUUUGACUCAAUUUCUUUGCCAGUGCUUCAAAACCUUGCACGAACAGCCAAGGGAGAGUUGCGUGAUACACUGUUGGAAGUAAUGUCAGACCUGCAGUCUUACCAUACUGGAUUCUAACAAUACUUUUGUGGAUUCUCAAAAACCCAAAAAACAUUACUAUCGCUUGUGUUUGACUUUAGAUAUUUAUAACGGCAAAAGGACUGAGUGGAGUCCAACUCGGUUUGUAAUCAUACGAGUGAUAAAAAAAACCAGACGACCCGAGGCGGAAGAUCCGUUUGUCAAUCACGAAUAUGAUUACAGACAGAAUUGGACAACACAAAGCCCUGUUACCAAGAAAUCAUAGCCGUUACAAUUUCCUUCUCCCUCCUCCCCCAAAAAAGAAAAAUUUAGGACAAACAUCGCCGGUAGAGACAAUGUCUAAAGUAAAAAAUUCCUCCAUUUUGGAAAUUCUCCAUUUUUGUUUCAGGAUAAGUGAUUGCUGAUAUGGUUAUUGUAAUCAAUUCUGUGAUUGGUAGAUUUAGCUUAGCGGUAUUGGUAUGAUUGGCUUCAUCAACUAUCCGA